Messenger RNA from Wyeomyia smithii (pitcher-plant mosquito), 7772 nucleotides. RefSeq names its product longitudinals lacking protein, isoforms A/B/D/L. Bases 191 to 2041 code for a protein of 616 amino acids. Lineage: Eukaryota; Metazoa; Arthropoda; Insecta; Diptera; Culicidae. Gene Ontology annotation, molecular function: protein binding. The record is from RefSeq and is a predicted model, not a curated record. Gene Ontology annotation, cellular component: nucleus. Gene Ontology annotation, biological process: regulation of transcription by RNA polymerase II. The transcript has 7 exons.
GUCGACGAGAAUUGUAGGUUUGUCAAGUUGAUCAUCAUUGCUGCUUGCUCAAUAUGAAUUUGAGAAGAGAACCAACUGGACGCCAUUGUGAAAAUAAUAAAUUUUGAGGUGAAGUGUAGUAUUAAAUUUGUGAUAUUAAAUGAAGACUGUGCUAAUUAAGAACCAACAAAUAUAAACAGGAACAAACACAAUGGAUGAUGAUCAGCAGUUCUGUCUUCGAUGGAACAAUCACCAGAGCACACUCAUCUCCGUGUUCGAUACCCUGCUGGAGAAUGGAACAUUGGUUGAUUGCACAUUGGCGGCUGAAGGAAAAUUCCUGAAAGCCCAUAAAGUUGUUCUCUCCGCGUGUAGUCCUUAUUUCGCGGCACUAUUAUCGCAACAAUACGAUAAGCACCCCAUCUUCAUACUCAAAGAUGUGAAAUUUCAAGAGCUCCGGGCCAUGAUGGAUUACAUGUAUCGUGGUGAAGUCAAUAUAUCUCAAGAUCAGCUGGCUGCACUUCUGAAGGCCGCAGAAUCCCUGCAAAUCAAAGGAUUGUCCGACAAUCGGGGAUCGUCCUCUGCUGCGCCGUCACAACAGUCGAAGCCACCGCAUGGCGAAACCUCAGCAACUAAAACGCUACCGCCACCAGUACCUGCGAACAAGGCUUCAGGUUUAACUAUCGAAAAUAAAAGGCCUUUGAAACCGGAAUUGUUAGAUUCGGACGUGUCUGGAUCGAGGGAAGGCUCUGCUAGUCCAACAUCGCGCAAGCGUAAAAAAAUUCGGCGAAGAAGUGUUGAUAAUAAUAACCUAAUAGAUAAUCAUGACCAGCAUUCAAAUUCCUCAUCACAUUCAAUGCACACCUCCUUGCAAUCGCAAGCGCUGGCCUUAACGUCAUCGUCGACUGUGGCUGGUGUCCCCACAAGCAACAACACUGCUACCUCCCUUUCAUCUUCAAGUACGGCACCCUCGAACAGUGCGAAUGUGUUAGCCACGCCCGCUUCUGUAGCGGCGGCUGCAGCAGUUGCCCUUAAAAAGACUGACUCCGUUCAACAGCAGCAGGUUGCUGAAGCGUUAAAGUUACAAUUGGUGAAACAUCAACACCAGCAAAGUCAGCAACAGUCACAACAGCAGCAACAGCAAUCGCAACAGCAACAGGUACAUCACACAGAUGAAGACGAACGGAGCGGUACAGAACAGGGCGACGGACAGGGCGAGCCUGACUCGGACGAUAUGGAUGAAGCUCCACAAGCCAAACGCCACCAGUCACAGAGUACCGCGAUAAUAGCAGAGGGAACUGACAGUAAAUCAAUUAACCAGUCCGAGUUAAUGAUUGAACCAAAAAACGAAUAUGACGACGGCCAAGAUGAAAAUGUGGAGGAUUUAACACUAGAUGAGGAAGAAUUGCUGGACGAUUUGGAUCAAGCAGGACCCAGUCAUGGUGGCGAAGGAUCUAGUCAAGGUUAUGCACAGUGGCAAAUGGAACGGGAACAGAACGAAGCGUUCAUGGCUGCCCAGGACGCUGUCGGUGGACAACAUCGAGACGCACAAGUUUCUAUAUCUGCAGGACCCUUAACACCCGGUAGUGGUCAAGGUUGCGAAGUGAUGGUGGUUCAGAAAGAAGUAAUAGUUGGUGGGAACCAACAUCAGCAGCAACAACAAGCGCCUAUAGAUGACCAGCCGUGCGAUUUAAGAUUAUUGACACCCAGCUAUCUUCGCGAGUUCGCUGUUGACAAUAAAGCCCAGCAGCGUGAAUUAAUUGCUGCAGCAGCCGCUGCAGCUGUAGCUGCAGGAAAUUCUGGGGGUGGAGGUUGCGGCACGGGUCCGCUCCCCGUCCCAUUGUUCAAAGGUAUCAACAUAACAUCGCCACCCACAGUGCCUUCAAUCGGUGGUGCGUACACUUGUAACCGAUGCGGUAACUCAUACGCAAGACCUCACAGCCUCAAUCGACAUAUUCGUUUCGAAUGCGGUGUGGAGCCUAAAUUCGAGUGUCCAGUAUGUCACAAGAAAUCCAAACACAAACAUAAUUUAGUGCUUCACAUGCGUACUCAUCAGCAUCGAUGAUUAGUUUUACUUAUAUCGAUCAGCAGCAAUUAAUUAUUAUACAAUGAAAUAUGAGGUGUGCUUUUUGUUUAUAAAAGCGUGUACUCGCAGCGUUUAAAAAAGAGUAGUAAGGCAGUCUACACACUAAGGUGCGUAUGGCAAAUGGACUCGAGUAGACACAAGAAACUCACGGUAUCAUGGUUUAUGGAUAGAUAAAGCAGUUGUGCUUUGAGCACGCAAAUGGGUGUUCUUAUUGGAUAUCAUGUAAAUGGAAUACUUGUUCUUAAGUAAAUUUGAUUUCUUAGCUUAUUGUAACUUUGCUUAACAAAUAUCAUCUCUCAUUGAAGUUCCAUAGCACUACUAUGAAAUUUAAAUUUAAUUGUGUUUAAUGAAGGUGUAUUGAAAUUAAGAUUGAACGUUUAUCUAACGUAUAGGUCAAUCGCAAUAAUUUACUGAUGUGGAAAAUGUUUAGCACACUGAAUUAUUUAACCAUAGAUCACUUGAUUAAACCUUACGUGAGUAUCUCGCGACGAACUAGAUUUUGUAGGUCUCGUUUAUUCGAGUGUCGGGAUAAAAAUUUGUUUAUUCUUUAGAUCACAAGUAAUAUGUUACCUUUUAUUUUUUAAUCGUUACUUUAAUUUUAGACAAACUUAAUCUGUUUUCUUUUGUAGAAGUACUAUGUUAAUCGCUUUUAUUCUUUUACAGAAGCCUCUCAAAGCUUUAACCAAGAAUUCGAUCCCCUGACGAAGAAAGCUUUUAUCCGUCUUUGUUGAAAUAGGGCGAUGAAAAGAUUGAUCUAUAUUUACAGACAUAGUCAAAAAUUACCAAAAGAUACAAUCAAAACAAGUACAGCGUGAAGCGAAAGAAAGUCAAUGGUAAACAAGAAGAUAGACAGUUCCAACGAACAUAAUACACGUACACUAUACACAAAGUGUAGAAGUGUUAGUCCGUCAUUAAGUUUAAUCAAAUUAAAUUAAUGACGAUUCAUGCAGAUAAUAUAAACAAUUCAAAGAAAAUAAUCAAACUGCAGGGCAGUAGGUAAAGGUAGGAUAAGAAUUGAAGGUUUAGUUAAAAAAAAUAGUGUGAAACAGAAAAGAGCAACGUUUAAGAGAAAUAUGGUAAUCUACGUCACGAACGUUAAUAUAAUUAAUGUUCAUACUAAUUAAAAUUUAUUAUUGUUCGAGUGCCAGCUUCGGUAGUUUCGUUGAAAAUAAUUUGUAGUUUUUAAAAUUAUCCCCGUUUUUUCACACCUACCCUUGUGCUGUGUAACAGGAUAGCACAUCGAUCAUGGUAUAACAAUUAAUAUAGAUUGUUUUCGUUUUUUUUUUCUAAUAUUGGAUAAACAUGGAGGAGACAAAAUUCACCAAAACUGAAAUUAGAUUUCAAUAAGAGUUUAUGUUGAAACUUUUAUUGCCUUUUUUGUUUUAACUACAUUUUUUAUUUUCAUACAUCGAGGAUAAGGUGGGUCAGUUACUUAACAUUCUUUCAAUUUAAACAUUCUAACAUUACACAAGGCAGCUAAACUGUGCUAGAAAAAAAUAUAAUUUGAAGAUGGAAAAACAUACACGAGUUGUACAGCUGUAAUUUUUUUUUAUUAUGAUUAGAUUGCGUUAUGUAGUUUCAGCUAUAUUUUUUUUUGAAAGGAUAACAUAUGUACAUAAAAUUCCUAUAUAAACGGCAACUUAAUUUUCAACAUCGAUACAUGUUUAUGCAUAUGGCGUACCAACAAAAUUGUAGAUUCGAUAAAAAGUCAUGCAACAUUUAUUACUAAAAUAUUGAAAUAGAACUUGGAACAUAUAGGUCAAGGGAUAGUAAAACUGCAGGUAUGACUAAGAGGUUGUGCGCGACAAAAAUUUAAAAGAUUUAUGUACAUUAUCUGACUUUAAAUAAAGUUUUCCUCAAAAUCGAUGGAAAUAUUUAAAACUACAGAUAAAUUGCAGUGCAAUAUGAAGUAUGACGUGUGCAUGUUUGUCGAUUUCGUUGGUUUUGUUUAUGUGGAGGUUUACACCACGUACUAACUUAAAUGAAUUUAGAGACAGGGUUUACUACGCACAAGGUUGAACGGUAGUUUGCCUUGUCUGAAAACGUAAUCGACAUUAAUUUGAAUGUAAAUUGUUCGUGCGAUAUCUUGUGGAAGACUAUGUUACAAAAACAUAUUUUCUCAAUGAUUCGUUUUCUGCUGAAGUUGAACUGUCAUAUAUAAAGAAUAAUUAAAAAAUUAUUUAUUAAAAUUACGCAAAAAAAAAAGAAAAUCAAUUGGAUUGUGAUAUAAAAAGUAUAGUCGUUUAUUUAACUCUGCGAAAAAACUAUGUUAUUAAACUAAGCAAAAACGAAAAGGAUUUAAGAUGAUAUAUUUUUCAUUUAAUGCAUGUGUUGUAAAUAUAGCUAUUUUAACGACUAAUGGUUUGUAGGAUACAAGAGUGUAUGAUAAAACAUCUGCAAAAACUAAUGAAAAUCUAGCAUAACAGUAGUGUGUAAGGAGGGCAAAAAUCGCAUAUCGAAAAGACGACGACAAAAACAACAAUAUGAACCAGACCAACACAUCUUAGGCAAAACAAAUACCCUGGAAACCUGUUUUUGAUUUCAUUGUUGCUUUUGGUUUUAUUUCUGGCGACAUUCCAAUUUGAGCCAGUUACUUUCUUGCGCAGUUUAAUAAAGCAGCUUUCGUUAUGCGAAAUAUUCAAAAUGUAGCUUUCGGAUGUAAUAAUCUCAAUGUUAUCCAUUUUCAACAUGCAUUUCAAAAAUUACUUUGUUUCAACUUUUUUUCUAUAAAUUUUAUUUUCUAAUAAAUUAUUGGCAAUUGAUGUUUAUUGCGAUAUUUGAAACAUUUCUCAAUCUAAUUUACAAAUUAUGUGACAAAAAUGGAUAACUGCUGUCGAUAAGGCAAAGCAUAAUAUAACACAAGAUAAUUUAUCGACGUUGCCUGGAUCUAUAUGAAAGAAGAAAAAAAAACGAUGAUUAUUUUAGACAGUUAAAUUAUUUAUUCAAAAUUACAAAUAAUUCUAAAGCCUAUGUUGUGGAGAUGCUACUAUAGGAAGGAUCGAAUUGGAAUAAAAUAAAAAAAAGACAUAACUAGAUUUAUCUGUGCCGAAUUGUGUUAUAUUUUGUUAAAUUAAAUUAUAGACUGUUACAAAAUUUGUCUAUGAAAUAAUAUGUGCAUUUGAGUUGAAUCAGAUGACUACUUCGUCUAACUAAACUACACUGGUUUGCAGAUGAAUAAUUUACGUCUCAAUGUGAACGGCAAUAAAACAAACUUUUUGUGUAACCGGUAAUAUAUAGUCACUCAAAAUCAAAUUUUGUGAUUAUUUCGUAUUGCAAUUAAGAAUCCAGCCAAAUGCAAAUCAAAUAAUCUAAAGAAACAUAUAUUCAUAUUCAUACUACUUUGUAAUAACAUUUUCUAAAUUUCGGUUUCGUAUUUAUAUGUUGGCUUUAUGAGUAUUUCGAAGCAUUGUUAAUCUUUCACGAUGGAAUGCUAGCUGUUUUUCUUUUCAUUUUGGCCGUAGAUUAUUGCACUUGCAAACCAGUAAAAACCCUCCAUUUGGACAGUACGUUUUUUCAAACGUUCAUAUAAAUUGAGCAAAUUCAGUCAUAAAUUUCCAGACAUCAUUGAAAAUACCUAGCAACACAUUUAUUUACUCUGCAAGAAAGGUUACAAGUAAAAUGCAAAUGUUGUCACAUGGAACCAGAAGUUAAUAAAUUAAUUAAAGAAAAAACAAGGAGCUGUGAACGAUAAUAUUGAUGUGAUUUUUUGUGAUUGUUAUUGUUAUUAACAAAGUAAAUUAAAAUUAUAUAUUCUAUAUUAUACAUACAAUACAAUAAUUGCAUAGCAGAUUAAUUUACACAAAGAAUUGAAAACAGAAAGAAAAACAUAAAUGAGUAUAAUCUGGACACACAAAAGGUAUCAAAAUAACCUAUCUCGAUCAUGGAACAGCCGUACGAAAAGAUAGUGAAUUUCACUGCUUUAUUUAUUUGGUGGUAAAGUAGAUAUGUAUGUACCUAUAUGUAAUGGAACGGAACAUAAUGUAAAAGUGUGGGGUGGGGCAGUAUAGACGUAACACACACUUACAUACACAGACGCACACAAGGACACACAUACACAAUUACACACGCGGUAGAGUGUUGCUUUCUUUACAGAUCCGGGCAACUGCCGGCGACUGAGUGGUGAAGUAGUGUUCUAGCAUUAUGCAGAUGAGAAUGAGAAAACAAAUUAUAGAAGAUAUUAAUCAUAUCGUUGUUCCAAAGGCAACGCUGCGGGUGGGAAAGUCUGUAAACCGAUCGAAUAGUAUUCUUUUCUGUGAAACAACACGUAACAAUGUACUAUGACUGUCUUGAUCCGUUCUAAAUGUGCAAUGUACUUGUAAACCAAGAGAUAUAGUGUGGGUUAGAUCGAAUGUAUAAUCGCCAGGCUCGGAGUUGUCGCCAGUUGUUUGACUGGUACAUAAUAUAUUUUAAUAUUGGUUUACGAAAGGAGAAAGCACUUUUAAAUAUAUUCUAAUCAUUAGAUUUAAGUAAUAAUAUUGUGGUGUAGUACGGUUUAGAUGAAUGUCAGUGUAACUGAAAUAAUUUAUGAUGAACGUGGAGGAAACCAACACUUCUAAACAGUUGGUACUGCAACUAAUGUUUAACAUAGAAACGUUUGGCUAAGGAUAAAAUCUGCCAGCAGCGUGCAUUAAACAUUAUAAAACAAUGAGAAAACUACGAAUGAAAUGGCAUGUUAGUUCGGAUAGCUUGUAUACAAUACGAUUCAAUUUUGAUUGCUGUUUGAAAUAUGAGUUCUUACUAUAUGUUAAAUUAACAUGAAGCUGCAAUGAUUUAUACUUUUCUGUUAUUUUAUUCGUGAGAUGUUAGGUAAUUAUCGGAUCUUGAUACAUAUACACACAACAUUGAUAUAAAAUACUUACACAUACACGGACUAUUCAGAUUAAUCUUUUUUAGUAUAACAUUGUUCAAUUAGCAGAUACAGACGUAAGAAUUUUUGUUAAAAAAUGUGAGAGAGCAAAAGAAAAGGAUGAAUACCGUUUUGCUUUUGCCUUAUUCAAUGCUCAACAUGUAUGCCAUUUUGAGUGGAAAAUAGCAGCCACUAUUGAAGUUGAAGCAUACAUAUCACAAAAGUUACCAUAGUCUACAAAGCAGUCAAUUCUAAUAGUCGCCAUAAAAAUCAGCACCAUUUUUCAACCACAAGUCAGAAGAGUUACCAACGAAAGUUACCACAAUCGAACCGAACGCCAUAUUAAUUUUCUUACACCGACUAUCUUCUACUGGCGAAUUCAUUUUUAUGGAUAAAUGCAUCAAUGCUCGCACGUAAUCCAGUUAUUUACUUCGGUAUGACUACAUCGUGCUUGCUUCAUUAAAAACCAAUUUAUUGGUAUAUCGCAAAAUUCAAUCUCUCGAUCUGCCAGGUCAAGAAACAAAAAAAUAGAAUGUGUCAACCAUGUGAUGAGAACUUUGCACACGUUGUGAAAAAUGGAAUAAAGAACGAAUAAAAAAAGUAAGGUUAACACACCAUUUACAUUCAAGCGAUCUAUAAAAAUACGAAAAAGAAUGAAAAAAAAAACGAUAAAUAUACCAAAACUAAUGAUUGUUUAUUAAUGAAUCGAUUUAAGAAAACUCGCUAUAUACAAACAACCAAUAGUGUGAAGUUGCAAAUUAAUCAAAAUUAAAACAAAUAAUUCUAAUUAUAUAAAAAGGAAGAAUAUUUUGCAAACAAAGAGAAAAACUGAAAUAUAAUUUGUAAAAAUUCUGAUAAAAAUAA